Messenger RNA from Danaus plexippus (monarch butterfly), 3315 nucleotides. RefSeq names its product monocarboxylate transporter 13 (gene hrm). Gene Ontology annotation, biological process: transmembrane transport; monocarboxylic acid transport. The record is from RefSeq and is a predicted model, not a curated record. Bases 295 to 2313 code for a protein of 672 amino acids. The transcript is spliced from 8 exons. Gene Ontology annotation, molecular function: monocarboxylic acid transmembrane transporter activity. Lineage: Eukaryota; Metazoa; Arthropoda; Insecta; Lepidoptera; Nymphalidae.
ACAGCAAGUAUAGUUGUAUGAUGUAGAGACUAGAGAAUUAUGUUUCAAAAUCCAUUCACUGUUGAUAGUGGACGAACAGUGGUUAUGAAUUUAAUAAGGAAUUUCUGGCCAAAGUGAACUUUGUGUGUGAUGUGACUUUGAUUUUUAUUUUUAUUUAGUUUGUGACGUGUCCUUUUUUUAGUAAUCAAAGUAACAGAUAAGGAUUUAAGAAACAUGCUGCGCUGUCACGCCAAAUCAAACAGCUAACUGUCGGAGCGACAUGCUCGUCCGCCAUCUUGUGUAACAGGGAACAAGAUGGCGUCCAUCACUGAGAACGCCGGGGACGAGGCUGAGACGAAGCUAUUGGAGAAGAACAGGGUCAUUGUCGUCCAAAAUAAAAAUGACCCCGGGAUAGUGUCCGCGAAAUCCUCAAAAAAAGUAAAACUGCCAGAAGAUGAAGCUACUGUCGGCGGAAGGUUCACCAUCGGCCCAGCCCCUGAACGUGACUGGGAGUUGGUGCCCCCUGACGGUAGAUGGGGUUGGUGUGUGCUCGUGGGCGCAACCCUAGUGAACAUUCUCAUACCCGGGACUAUAAAAUCCUUCGGAGUACUGUUAGUUGAGUUCAAUGACGUGUUCAAUUCGAGUCCAGCGGCGUCGUCCGGGAUAGUAGCCUUAUGUUACUUCUUAUACAGUAGUCUGGGUCCUAUAUCUUCGAUACUGUCCGUGAAGUGGUCGUAUAGGACCGUCACCCUCAUCGGCGGCUGUUUCGCAGCCUUCGGGAUGAUCUUCAGCAGUUGGGCGUUUUCAAUAACGUACCUGUAUUUCAGUUUCGGCGCCAUGGUUGGCACGGGCGCCGGUUUAGCCUUCCCGCCCACCGUGUACAUAGUGACCUCGUAUUUCGUCCGCCUGCGAGGCCUCGCUAACGGCAUCUGUAUGUCAGGGAGCGCCUUCGGCAGCAUCAUCCUGCCGCCCAUACUGAGGAUACUCUUAGAGACGUACGGAUACAAGGGCGCCGUGCUCAUCCUGGGCGGGAUCAUGCUGAACGUGUGGGCCGCCGCGCUGCUCUUCCAGCCGGUGGAGGAGCACAUGGUGAAGAAGUACAAGGAGGCCGAGGACGACGGGCCGCAAUUGGAACCGUUCAUAGAGGAGGAACCUGAUGAGAUAACAGAGAAUCCGAAACUAACUCUGACACCGGACCAGGACGAGAAGCUACAGAAUGGCUCGCCUCCGAUGAGGGAGAGGUCGUUUCUGGACGAGAAAUUCUCGCCAAACAGAAGCGACUUCGCCAGAUCAGCGAGUGUGGCGCACGUGCCUCACGCAGAGAACAGCAGGUUGAGGAAGAUAUCCACCCCCAUCCCGCCGAAACACGGCCUGCAGAGUAUAUCCAGCAAGAUAUCGAAUCACCUGCCCAGCAACCCGUCGCUGCUGGAGUCGGUGCCCGAAGGGAAACCGAGCCGCGUCAAUUCCCAGGAAGCGUUCGGAAAGAAGUUGGUCGUGCCAAAAACACCCAAACGCAGUCCAUCGACCUCGAGCUUUCAGUACAUGUCCACUCCCUUCCACGGCUCCACGCUGUCAGCUUUCGAAAAACCAAGCGAAUUCGCGUCGCAAUUCAGCCUAAAGUCCGUAACGGACAGCCUAGCGCCGAUAUCAUAUUGUUGUGGCUGCAAAAAGUCCAAAGAGGACGAAUCGAAGAAGGAGCCGAGCAAAUACUUCGACCUCCAGCUCUUCAAAGACCCGAUAUAUCUCGUCAUUCUGAUAUCGAAUUGCACUUGCGCGAUAUCGUAUACGAAUUUCAUAAUUCUCGUGCCGUCGUACGCUAAAGAGUGCGGUUUUGAUAAGGCUCGCGGCGCUUACCUCCUGUCCAUCAUAUCCGCGUUGGAUUUGGUCGGUAGGAUCGGCGGGUCGGCGUUAUCCGACGUGGUCACGACCCCGAAGCGUUACUUCUUCAUCACCGGACUCCUGUUGUCCGGGAUCAGUCUGGCCAUGAUACCGCUGGUGACGACUUAUUCCGCUAUCAGCGCUUUUUGCUGUAUCUUUGGGAUAGCGUCCGGUAUCAAUGUGGGUGUCACGGCCUUGGUGAUGACAGAGAUGCUCGGCACCGAGAGGCUCAUGAGCUCGUACGGUAUAAGUUUGUUCAUGAACGGUAUCCUGCAGCUGGUCGGGCCACCGGUUUGUGGUAUUUGGUUCGAAUACACCAAAUCUUACAGGUCCUUGUUCGUGACGCUUGGCUUCAUUUUGGUUUUUGGGGCUAGCUUAUGGCUCUUCGUGCCGUUUAUACACAGGCGUAGGAAAAGGGCGCAGGCGCUCAAAGAUAACUCGGAAAAUAGGGCCUAGCUGGUGAGUUUAUUUUUAAUUUCUAACGAAAAUCUGUUUGAUGUUGUCCAUUAUGUGAUUUUUAUCGAAUCUAACAAAAAUGUGUAUUUUUAUUACGGGAUAAACAUAAUUUAAUUUAUAAUGUAUGCACAAACGUAUUAUAUAUAUAUAUAUAUAUAUAUAUAUGUUUAUUAUAUAUGAAUUAGUUACCAUCGCUAUAUUUAAGCUGAUAAUCGAAAUAUACCUUUUAUUUUUUAUAUAUAUCGACGUAUGUUUCACAAGUGUUAAAUUAUUAGUAUUAUUUUUACGAUUUAUUUCGUAUUUAGUAUUAAAAAACUCCGCUCAGUAUUUAAGUUUGAGACUCGUAAGCUACACAAGGGCAUUUAAAACAUCACAAUAAAAAAAAACAAUGUUUACUUCAUUAAGAAAAUAGUCAUAAUAUAUGUAUAUUUAAUAAUAUUUACGUAUAUUUAUUGUUUAUUAAAUUAAUAUAUAUAUAAACAAUUAUAAACUCCAUCCUCACACGCCUUACGAUAACUCGUUCGUUGAUAUCUAGUUUAUAUACUGACCACACUCUUACAUACCAAGUACGCUUAAGGUCAAUUUAUAAUAAACAAUGCCUUAUUAAAUAUAGUCGUAUAAAGAUGUAUUUAUUUAUGACGCGAGCGUUUUUUUUUUUUUCAUUAUCUGUAUAUGAAUAUCUAUUUUUUAUCUGUCAACGUCACUUGACGUUUGCUCGUUACGUCAAAUCUCCUGUUUGAUGGUUACUUAUUAAUUUCUAAGCGUAUUUUUAUUGUAAUUAGAUUGUAGAUUUUAUGUUUAACAUCUUUCUAAUGGAAAGUGCGGGAAGAAUUAUAUAGAAAAAAAUAAAAAAAUGAAUUAAAUUAGGCUUAGUGUAAUUGAUAUUCGUUAUUUUCGUAAUUAUUUUCAAUGUAAUCUCGAUUGUCGUCUUAUUUCAAUGUAUUUUGCUUAUACAACGUUUCGUAUACAUUUUUGUAUUAAAUAAAUGAUUUAAAAUGUGAA